Messenger RNA from Tribolium castaneum (red flour beetle), 892 nucleotides. RefSeq names its product translin (gene trsn). Gene Ontology annotation, molecular function: RNA binding; sequence-specific DNA binding; single-stranded DNA binding. Gene Ontology annotation, cellular component: cytoplasm; nucleus. The transcript is spliced from 3 exons. The coding region runs from base 143 to 832 and encodes 229 amino acids. The record is from RefSeq and is a predicted model, not a curated record. NCBI's taxonomy places the organism in Eukaryota, Metazoa, Arthropoda, Insecta, Coleoptera, Tenebrionidae. Gene Ontology annotation, biological process: RNA metabolic process.
AUAAAAAUUGCCCUUUGGUGGUUUGAAACAAAGAUGUGGCAAUGGUGCCCGUAUUGUCAAAUGUCAAAUUGACAAGCCAAGCGUCAUUGACCAGUUAUUUUUAUUCCUGUUUUUUAAAUUAAAACAAUUUAAAAGUGUAAUUAUGAGUUCUGAUAACAUACUGGAAAACAUAUUUACACCGUUCCAGGAAUGCAUCAACAACGAACAAGAUGUGCGAGAGGAAAUAAGAAAUAUAAUGAAAGACAUAGAGAAGCCGCUCAGAGAGAUUGUCACCACGCUGCAGAUCAUCCACCGCACUCACAACGGGGAGGAAAUUUCAGCGGCGUGUUUUGCCGCGCGUGAGCUCUUUGAGAGUGUGAGGGCUGGCUACGAAAAAUUGGACGGUGUCGUUCCAGCUGGACAGUACUACAGGUACAACGAUCACUGGCGCUUUGCCACGCAACGUCUGUGCUUCUUGGCCGCUCUUAUUAUAUUCUUAGAGAAAGGCUUCCUUGUGGAUAAGGAAACCACAGCUCAAAUUUUGGGCCUACAUGAGAAAUCUCGCCUCCACUUGGAUUUGGAGGACUAUUUAAUGGGGCUGUUGAAUCUGGCGACGGAACUGUCGCGGUUUGCGGUGAAUUCAGUUACUUACGGGGACUACAACCGGCCUUUACAGAUCUCGAAGUUUGUGGCGGAACUGAACGCGGGCUUUCGUUUGUUGAAUUUAAAGAACGAUUCGCUGCGUAAGAGGUUCGACGCGCUUAAGUACGAUGUUAAAAAGAUCGAAGAGGUUGUGUAUGACUUGUCUUUGCGCGGUCUUGUGCCUAACAGAGGAGGAGAAGUAGUGGAAUAAUGGCAGUAAACUUUUUAAUGUACAAUUUACUAAAAUAAAUGAAUGGUUUAGAAUCUAAAA